CAUGAAUUGUACACCGUCAGAAACAUGAGAAUGCGAAGCAAUGAAGUCAGUCAUAAGAUUGCGUGCUUUGACAUUGAGACUGGGUUAUUUUCCGGAGACUUUCCGGGUUUUCAAUUGGCCCGGCUGACGUAACAGCCCUGCACAACACAUCUGAGAGCUACCAUGAUAUAAUAUCAAUACUACAUAUUAACCUGCGUACAGCAAUUAAACAAUAAAACAAGAGGCACAACCGCGAAUAAGUUCCGCCCAAACCACCGAGCAUAAAGACUGGAACAAAAGAACAACACUUACCAUGGUGCCUAAGAAACAAGACCGUCAAUAUGGAAUCGUCCUCGUCGGCGCCACUGGUUAUACUGGCGCCUUGACAGCGGAGCAUAUUGUCCAACACCUGCCUACAAAUCUUCGGUGGGCAAUUGCGGGCAGAUCGAAGGAAAAGCUUGAUGGCCUUGCAGCGAGAUUGAGGGAGUUGGCACCGGACAGGGUCCAGCCUGCGAUUGAGAUUGUCUCACUAGAUCGUCACGAUCAACUCAAUACUGUUCUACUAAAAUCGAACGUCUGUAUCAGCGUUGUGUCCUAUGGGCGUGUAGGAACCCAGGUGAUAGAAGCUUGCAUCGAGAACAGGACGGACUAUAUAGAUACUUUUAGUGGUAUCGCGCAGCUCAAGCAAUGGGUUUCACAGUACCAGAAAAGAGCGGAAGCCGCUGGCGUUGCUCUCAUUCAUAGCUGCGGUGCAUUCAGCGCACCACAGGAUCUAUUGACCUGGCUUGCUGUCCGUGCAUUGAAACAGCAAACCGGGCUACCCACGAAGGAAGUCAUUUUAUCUUUCAAGAAAAUGACACUCAGCCCCAGCGGCGGGACCGCGAAUGCGAUUCUCAGCAAGCCAAAUUUCGAUGCGAAAACUAUUGCGGAAUCACAUGACCCGUGGUACCUGUCGCCUGUCCGGGGUACUGCCAUCCAGAACCCGAUUAACUUCUUUGGAAUUAGGAAAGAGCCCUAUCUUGGUGUUCUCGUUGCAAGCGCGUACGGUGCUAGAGGUGAUCGUGCUGUUGUGCAUAGGACAUGGGGCCUAUUGCAAGGCGGAAAGGAAUAUGGAGCUAACUUCCACUUCAACGAGUAUAACAGCGCAUCUUCAACUUUGCACGGCUUAUGGAAAAUGCUGAAUGUUGUUUUGCUCGGCUUGCUUCUGUCGGUGAAGCCCUUAGCAAGGCUGUUUCUCCCUCAAGAGGGGGAUGGGCCGGAUCUGGAGGCUACUAGGCAUGCGCCGGCAGAGCUGGAGGCUGUGGCUAUCGCGGAUGGGGACGAGACCAAGAAGGCAUUCGCGCGCUUCAAAUUUCUGGGCGGUUCGUAUUACGUGACAGGUGCGGUUCUGGCGCAGGGUGCUGCAAGUCUGUUGUACACAAGGCAUUUAGAAGGUGGGUAUGAGGGAGGGAAUUUAACGCCAGCGUUCUUGGGAGAGGACUUCGCGGAGAGAUUGAGAGGGGCCGGGGCAGAGAUCGAGGUAGGACUUCUGUGACGGGCUAACAGAUAGACUCUACCACAGUACGAUAAUCUGUUGCUUGUAACUUUCAGAAAGCCAGUUUAAAUCUCACGCUGUUGAGUACUGUACAUUGGUGCGGAAGAAGCUUGAUUGGAAAGUCAAAAACAUACUUGUA
Molecule: messenger RNA, 1652 nt
Organism: Truncatella angustata
Lineage: Eukaryota; Fungi; Ascomycota; Sordariomycetes; Amphisphaeriales; Sporocadaceae
Product: Saccharopine dehydrogenase-domain-containing protein
Exons: 4
Coding region: 293-1513 (406 amino acids)
Biological process (GO): glycolipid biosynthetic process
Cellular component (GO): lipid droplet; mitochondrion; plasma membrane
Source: RefSeq, a predicted model, not a curated record